GUUGAUGUGCUGAGGGGGCGGAGGGCGCCAAUGGGCUACCCAGCCUUACAAUGUAACAAUCAAGAGAGCUGCCGGGCACAUAUAGACGCCACCAGGGCCUCAAAUUCCACGGCACCCCUCGGUCUCUCAUUUACACUGUCUCGGUCAAUCAUGCACUUGACUGCGACAGACCUGCUUAUUGUAUAGAGCAGGAUGGUUCUCGACCCUCUCAGUGCCGUCAGCCUGGUGGUAAACAUCUUCGACCUGAUCAACCAGAGUAUCAAUGUUAUCUCCAAGGCGCGCGAAGUCCAUCGAUCUGGGGCAGACAACGAAGCCGUGGACGUUGAGGCGACGACCAAGGAUCUCGCGGAGCUGACAGCAAAGCUUCAGCCUAAUAAACCUCCGGACGGAAGCGCGCAGCUGCCGGAAUCGAGCGAUCCGGCUCUCGACAGCAUUUGCCAUGGUUGCAGGGAUGUCGCACAGGAGCUUCUCGAUGCCCUCGCUAAGGUGACGGUGGAAGGGAAGAGCAGCAAAUGGAAAAGCACGAGGAAGGCUCUACGGAGUGUAUGGAGCAAAGAGAAAAUAUAUGCCAUUGAGAAGCGGCUGAAUACAUAUCGAGACGAGAUCAACCUCCGGCUGGUUGCGGAUCUUAGAGAACGCGUCGAUCUCCUGGCGCUCCAGCAACUCUGCCUUUCCGACCUUCAGCGCGACAACACCAAGAUAAUCGUCGAUGCUAUGAUCAAUGACCGGCACAUCUUGCAACGGGCAUUACAGUCGCAGAACGCUGACACCAGAAAAGCAAUAGCAGAGGAGCAGGCCAAAACCAGCGUCACGAUGGUUGGCGCCGUGCAGGCGGCCCAGAUUAACAGCCAGGAAGAACAAAGGCUCAUCUUCCGGCAGAUUCUCGAGGUGAAAGGAGCUAUAGAACAGAUUAAGAAUGACAUGCGCAAGAAGGACGAGGAAUUUAAAGAGACAGUACUGGCAUAUAUCGCUUCCCACAGCCCGAAAAAGCGAAAAGCGUUGAGGGAGAAAAGCAAUCUAAUAUCUUCUGCAUUGAUGUCACUGGAAACCAUAUACAGAAGUUUACAGGUCCUCCUUGCAAACCUACAAGGAAGAGUCAAGUCUCUCCUUGCCCCGCUCAACACUUGUCAGCUCUGGAAUGCCGUACCAUUUCCAGCGCCCGCAUUCCCUCCAGGCUCGGGAACCACCCAGACCGCCGAGACGGCGCGGAUGCUGUACUACGCUUACUAUUACCUCAGCCUUGUGCGCGGAGACCUGGUGCGAACGGACAUACACACCAUCUGGCCUCUGCAGCGGGACCGAUACGACGAGCUGGUCUCAGACAGUGCUCCAAACAGGAUGUAUGCAAUCGAGGCCGCAGACUGGUUGCGCCUGAAGGACACUGGCCCGCUCAACCCGUCCUCCGGCAUGUCAUGGACCUGGCGGAUCGACGGACGAUUGCGAGAGCUGUCGCCCGGCUCUUUGGCAUAUAACUUUGUCUGGGGAAUGGCUGUAAUCGCAGCUACCAUAUCAGAGUGCAUCGAUCAGACGAAGGCUUGUCCGUCUUCCUCGUCACUCCCCUCUCAGGGCGUCGAGGCUGAGGCUGAGGCUGAGGCUGAGGUUGACGUCCAACUCUCCAUCUUUGCGCGCCUCUUCGACGAACGUUAUCGCGCAUCGGAGCAAAAGUUCACGCAUGCAUCUAUCUCGGCCCCACACCUCCUCAAAGACGUCAAAGUAUGGCAAUCCGUUGGGGAGAUGACCCAUCUCCGGUCUAAAGUUGCGGAGUGGCUGGACGAGGAGAUAAGCGUGUUCGCCCAAGAACGCAGGCUGACCCCCGACCGACGGCGGGUGGUCCUGGACAUGGAAGAGAUACAAGAGCUUAUCAACGUCCUGAUCCUCUUGACGGAUAGGCACCCAGACCAGCGCGGCAUCACGCUGAGUUCAGUCAAGGUGUGCGCGGUCACCAACGUGCUGGCGAGGUGUGGUAUCAAUGUACCAUUGAAAAGCGGCGGAGUCACCCCACUGAUUGCGCAUCCGGAUCGGUAUGCGGAUAUAUUGCUUUAGUCCUGAAGAGAAGCGCAACGAUGUUAGACGAUCACGUUUAAUGGGGUGUAAUGAAUUAUAAUGAGCACAUAAUGGGAG
Cladophialophora immunda is the source of this 2121-nucleotide messenger RNA. RefSeq lists its product as uncharacterized. Bases 193 to 2043 code for a protein of 616 amino acids. Lineage: Eukaryota; Fungi; Ascomycota; Eurotiomycetes; Chaetothyriales; Herpotrichiellaceae. The record is from RefSeq and is a predicted model, not a curated record. The transcript has 3 exons.